UUUGCAACCGCGACCUUACCACGCCGCCGUCGACCUCCUCCCAGGUCUCGCCUGGAUCCUCCUUGGCAUCGAAAGCACCCGUCCUCUACUCGCUUGGCCCUCUCUCCGUCGCACCAGGGCCGAAUUGACUGGUGGCGCAGAUGGCUACACCACUGAUAGCAGGACUUGCAGUUGCAGGAGCUGCUCUUGCCGGUCGGUAUAGCAUCCAAGCUUGGCAGGCAUUUAAAGCAAGGCCUAUAGUGCCUAGGAUGCGCAAAUUCUAUGAGGGUGGCUUUCAACCUUCGAUGAAUCGAAAGGAAGCUGGUUUAAUCCUGGGUGUCAGGGAAAGUGCCAAUGCAGAGAAGGUAAAAGAGGCACACAAGAAGGUCAUGGUUGCGAAUCAUCCAGAUGCUGGCGGGAGCCAUUACCUUGCUUCGAAGAUCAAUGAGGCCAAAGAUAUUCUGCUAGGGAAGAGUAAAGGAGGUGGAUCUGCAUUUUGAUUAUGGGCUAUUCCUCAUGAAAGAAACCUGAAUUUAUCAUCUCUAGUCUCAGCACUUCAGAAGGUAGACUAAGAUCUUGAUCUAUGCUGAAAUUCAUGGACAAAGAAUGUAAGACCUUUAUAGGGCAGGUCUGUUGACAUGAAGAUGGAAUUAGUAGAGUUACUAAAAUUUUGAAUUAUCUGUUUAUAAGUUUUUACAGUCACAUUUCCAAUCUUCUAGAUCA
Messenger RNA from Lolium rigidum, 702 nucleotides. Its product is annotated as mitochondrial import inner membrane translocase subunit TIM14-3-like. Bases 141 to 479 code for a protein of 112 amino acids. Gene Ontology annotation, biological process: protein import into mitochondrial matrix. The transcript has 3 exons. The record is from RefSeq and is a predicted model, not a curated record. Gene Ontology annotation, cellular component: PAM complex, Tim23 associated import motor. Gene Ontology annotation, molecular function: ATPase activator activity. NCBI's taxonomy places the organism in Eukaryota, Viridiplantae, Streptophyta, Magnoliopsida, Poales, Poaceae.